AUGGCUCAGGAACCUUACACGCGAGACGGAAUUGCAGUGGGAUUUCCAUUGCAAUGGACAAUUUAUCAACAAGGAAAUGUAGAAUAUCCUCCUAGGGCCAUUAUUAUUAACUGCAACAAAAAAUGGUCUCCGGCUAUCGUAGCAAUUGAACGCGAUAAUGUUGCAAUCAUUAUAGAAGCACAAGAAGCAUCUUUACUGUUUAUCUCACAAUACUCUCCUCCUUCUGCAGAUAUUUUGGCUACUACACAGUUUCUUACAGAUACCCUGCAAAAGAUUAAAAUUCCUCUUAAAAUAAUUACAGGCGAUUAUAAUGCCCACAACACGGUUUGGGGGUAUGCUUCUACGAAUGACAAAGGAAGCCUUCUGGAGGAUUUUCUGUCUGCUAAUCAUCUUGUUUUACAUAACACAGCAGACGCUCCUCCGACAUAUGACAGAAUCUACGCACAAGGCUGGCCUGAUUUGACGGUCAGCUCAGCCUCAGCUGCGCCAUUAAUACAAAACUGGAGGGUUAAUGAUGAAAUUAGCUUAAGCGACCAUCGUUACAUUACUUUCUCAAUAGAGCAACCGACGACAAUUAAUAUUAUUCGUCGUUACAACCUACCUGGUAGGCGUAAACGUGCUUUUACUACUAGAGUCAAGAAUUUGUUUGAAGGUAUUGAACAACAGCUAACUCAAGCGAACUCUAGAGACGAAUUGGAGAAUUUCACAGUGACUCUACAAAAGUGUAUACAGCAAGCGUGUGAUGACAUAUUGCCACAGCGUAGUACUAAAAAACUGACUACGAUCAAUUGGUGGAGUAGUGAACUUCGUAUUCAGCAGAGGCAAUGUCGCGCAUUACGUCGAAGGUUAAAGACUGAGCGUAGACUAAACCUUCCAGCUAAGACCCUCCCAAUUUAUCAACAGGCAAGAGCGAAGUACAAAACGUUCAAUUUUGCAGGCUAA
Messenger RNA from Stegodyphus dumicola, 942 nucleotides. RefSeq lists its product as uncharacterized. The record is from RefSeq and is a predicted model, not a curated record. NCBI's taxonomy places the organism in Eukaryota, Metazoa, Arthropoda, Arachnida, Araneae, Eresidae.